Molecule: messenger RNA, 1815 nt
Organism: Corythoichthys intestinalis (scribbled pipefish)
Lineage: Eukaryota; Metazoa; Chordata; Actinopteri; Syngnathiformes; Syngnathidae
Gene: drd3
Product: dopamine receptor D3
Exons: 8
Coding region: 180-1529 (449 amino acids)
Biological process (GO): negative regulation of adenylate cyclase activity; phospholipase C-activating dopamine receptor signaling pathway; negative regulation of cytosolic calcium ion concentration
Cellular component (GO): plasma membrane
Molecular function (GO): dopamine neurotransmitter receptor activity, coupled via Gi/Go; G protein-coupled receptor activity
Source: RefSeq, a predicted model, not a curated record
GGGAGCGAGCGCACCAGGCAGCCCGAAGCCGCCGCUCUACUGCUAUUACAUAUACGGACACCAAGACUGGACAACUGGGAUCUUCAUAGUGUUGUUUAUUUUUCUAGGGAUCUGAUGACUUUUCCAACAGGAAAAACUAAGUGGUUUUCCAAACUUGUCACCCCCCAUGCCGGCGGGACAUGGCGAUGCUUCGAAGAGCAGAGCAGCCGUGGUGGAAUGUGUCGGAUGAGCGAAACAGCAGUGCCGAGGGGUCUGGUCCGGAUGACGAUGGCGAGCGGAACUACUACGCCAUGCUCUACUCCCUCCUCAUCCUGGCCAUCGUGUUCGGCAAUGUGCUGGUGUGCCUGGCCGUGCUGAGGGAGCGCUCCUUGCAGACCACCACUAACUACCUGGUGGUUAGUCUGGCCGUGGCAGACUUGUUAGUGGCCUCGCUCGUCAUGCCCUGGGCAGUCUACCUGGAGGUGGUCGGCGGCGCCUGGCUUUUCAGCCGCCUCUACUGUAACGUUUUCGUCACGCUGGAUGUGAUGAUGUGCACUGCCAGCAUUCUCAACCUCUGCGCCAUCAGCAUCGACAGGUACACAGCGGUGGUGAUGCCCGUGUUGUACAACACCACGCACCGCUCUCGCAAGAGAGUUUUCGCUAUGAUCGCCACCGUGUGGGUGCUGGCCUUUGCCGUGUCCUGUCCCUUGUUGUUCGGCUUCAACACCACAGACGACCCCAUGGUAUGUUCCAUCUCCAACCCUGACUUUGUGGUGUACUCGUCGGUGGUGUCCUUCUACUUGCCCUUUAUGGUCACGCUGUUGGUCUACAUCCGCAUCUACGUCUUCCUGCGUAUGAGGAGGAAGAGGAUCACCUUCAGCCAGGCCAGCGGGAAAGUGCAACCCGGAUCCAUGCCGCCAUCAGUGGAGACAUGUUUACAGGAUGACACGGCCAAAACCAACCACGACCUGUCACCUAUAAGGAUUAAUGUGCAGUGCGCGGAGCCUUCUGGUCCGUCCAAGUCCGACCUGCUGUCGGGAUGCCUGUGGCGCAAACGGCCCAAAACAGGACCAGUGGAGAACUCAGCACUGCCCCCUGUGGACUCGCAGAACUACUGCAGCAUAAGCCAUGCGUCCUGCGGCCGUACCGAGCUGGACGUGGAGCAGGAGCGCGAAAACGCAGCCCGGCCGGCGGAGAACAGCCGGCGUGCGGCGACCACCAGCAGCGAAGUGAGGGAUCUUUCCAACGGACGUGCGCACACCACGCUACGGCCACUCAACACCAACAACCAGAGGUUCAGGAGUAUGCAUGCGCGCGAGAAGAAGGCGACGCAAAUGUUGGCCAUCGUGCUCGGGGUGUUCCUCAUCUGUUGGCUGCCCUUUUUUGUCACGCACAUCCUCAACACACACUGCAGGACGUGCGCGGUCCCGCCACGCCUCUACAGCGCCUUCACCUGGCUGGGCUACGUCAACAGCGCCCUCAACCCCGUCAUAUACACCACUUUCAACGUGGAGUUCCGCAGGGCCUUCAUCAAGAUCCUCAGCUGCUGAGAAAGAAAAAAAAAAAAGAGAGAGGAAAAAAGUUUGAUUGUUUUGGGACUUUUUCUUUCAGGAAAAAAGGCCGCAGCACGGACCGGUUGGGUUUUCGUGGACAUUUUGUGCCAGCGUGUUCGAUUUUUGCAUAAUGUGGACUUACUCAUGUCAUCGACGGACACUCCCUUCCCACCGUGCAUGCAAACGUGCAAGAUCAUUGGGAAAUAAAACGUGGAAGACCAUUUUUAUGGAGCUUUUUUCUGUCCCUGUGAUGUAGCGCUGAUUCUACAAGUUCUGUCGUGUG